Molecule: messenger RNA, 3329 nt
Organism: Drosophila obscura
Lineage: Eukaryota; Metazoa; Arthropoda; Insecta; Diptera; Drosophilidae
Product: glutamyl aminopeptidase
Biological process (GO): peptide catabolic process; proteolysis
Cellular component (GO): cytoplasm
Molecular function (GO): metalloaminopeptidase activity; zinc ion binding; peptide binding
Source: RefSeq, a predicted model, not a curated record
AGUUUGCAUUUAGUUUCCAAUUUGGCGCCCAGCGCAGUGGAAGCAAUUGAAAGUUCUCCCUGAAAGUGCAAGGAUCAGAUUAAUUAAUCAUCGACUAAAAUGGUUGCCUGGCUGACCGUCAAGUCCGUGGCCAUCUUCCUGGGCCUGGCCACAACGGCCUUCUGCAUUUCCACCAUUGUGCUGGCCGUGCAGAAAACCGAUCUGGAGAACGAUCUGCAGGAUGCCCUGAACAAGAUCGAUGCCCUUACGGCGGAUACAACGUCUACGUCGACCACAACUACCACAGCCAAUCCCGGUGAUGGCACCACGCCCAGUGGGGGUGCGACAACUCCCGGAAGUGGUUCGGGUACUACCCCAGGCGGUGCAACUACUCCGGGUGGCGGAACAACUCCUGGUGGAGGAGCAACCACCCCUGGAGGUGGAACAACUCCUGGUGGAGGAGCAACCACUCCUGGUGCAGGAACCACCAGCACGCCUGCAGUCAAUCCGAUCUACCCUACACUGCCCACAGGACUUCCCGAUCCCGAAGCGAUUCAAUGGCGUCUGCCCACUGAGCUGAGGCCCAUCAAGUACAAGAUAUACAUUCAUCCCGACCUGCAGACAGGCGGCUGCGAGGGCACCGUGUCCAUCCAGUUCCAGCUGAAUGAGGUGACCAAUCUGAUUGUGCUGCACGCCAAGGAUCUGAAUGUGCACAGCAUCAGUAUCCUGAAUAUGAUGGCGCGCAUGCGCAUACCCAUUGACGAGGUCAUUCUGGACGACACAAGGGAGCUGCUCCUGAUUACGCUGAAGACGGUGCUCAGCAUGAACAAGGCGUAUACGCUAUCCGCCAGCUUCGACUGCAAUCUGGAGAGUCUGACGGGCAGCUACCGAAGCAGCUACACAGAUGCCGAAGGCAAUCAAAAAUAUAUUGCCAGCACCAAGUUCGAGCCCACCUAUGCCCGGCAGGCCUUCCCCUGCUUCGACGAGCCGGCCCUGAAGGCCCAGUUUACCAUAACUAUUGCCCGACCCAGCGGCGAUGAGUACCACGUACUGUCGAACAUGCCUGUGGCCAUCGAGUACAUCGACGGGGAUCUGACUGAGGUGACGUUCGAGGAGACUGUGCCCAUGAGCACAUAUCUGGCUGCCUUCGUGGUUUCGGACUUUGCCCACAAGACCACAAACUCAGCAAUAAACCCUUCCAUUGAAGUGCGCACCUUCGCCCCAGCAGCGCAAGUGGAGAAGACCCAAUAUGCUCUGGACAUCGGAGUUGGCGUCCUCGACUAUUACAUCGAAUACUUCAACAUCUCCUAUCCCCUUCCCAAGCUGGAUUUGGUUGCCAUUCCCGAUUUUGUAUCGGGCGCUAUGGAGAACUGGGGUCUGGUGACCUUCCGCGAGACGGCGUUGCUGUAUGAUGAGGCAAGCAGCUCCAGUGCGAACAAGCAGCGUGUGGCCAUUGUCAUUGCGCAUGAGCUGGCGCACCAGUGGUUCGGCAAUCUGGUCACCAUGAACUGGUGGAGUGACCUUUGGCUGAAUGAGGGCUUUGCCUCAUUCGUGGAAUACAAGGGGACGAAGCACAUGCAUGCAGACUGGGAUAUGGAUAAUCAGUUUGUCAUCGAGGAGCUCCAUCCAGUGCUCAUAAUCGAUGCCACACUCGCAUCGCAUCCAAUUGUUAAGUCAAUUUCAAGCCCCGCUGAGAUUACCGAAUACUUCGAUACAAUUACCUACUCGAAAGGCGCCUCCUUGGUGCGCAUGCUGGAGAACCUUGUGGGCGAGGAGAAGUUCAAAAAUGCCACAACUCGCUAUCUGAGGACCAACCUCUACUCCACCGCCACCACUGAAGAUUACCUCACUGCCAUUGAGGAGGAAGAGGGCCUCGAAUAUGAUGUCAAACAGAUCAUGCAAACGUGGACAGAACAAAUGGGUCUGCCGGUUGUCGAGGUGGAGAAGAAUGGCAACACCUACAAGCUAACCCAGAAGCGUUUCUUGGCCAAUGCGGACGAUUACGAAGCCGAAGCUGAGGCCUCUUCUUUCAAUUACCGCUGGUCCAUCCCAAUCACCUACACGAGCAGCAUCAACAGCGAGGUGCAGUCGACGAUAUUCAACCACAACGACAACGAGGCUAGCAUCACGCUGGCAGGCGAUGCCAGCUGGAUUAAGAUUAAUAAGGACCAGGUUGGCUAUUAUCGCGUUAACUAUGCGGCCGAGCAGUGGGCUGCCCUGACCACUGCGCUUAAGGCAUCGCGGGAGGACUUCAGCACCGCGGAUCGUGCACAUUUGCUGAAUGACGCCAACACCCUGGCCGCUGCUGGACAGUUGAACUAUGCCGUGGCCCUCGACCUGAGCACCUAUCUGGAGAGCGAGCAGGACUAUGUGCCCUGGAGUGUUGGCACCUCGUCGCUGGCAACGCUGCGAAAUCGCGUUUACUACACCGAUCUGUACAGCAAUUUCACCACCUACGCCCGCAAACUACUAACGCCCAUUGUGGAGAGGGUCACGUUCGUCGUUGGCACAAAUCAUCUGGAGAACCGCCUCCGCAUCAAGGUUCUGAGCUCUGCAUGCGCAGUCGGACACGAGAGCGCGCUGCAGCAGGCUGUUACUCUGUUCAAUCAGUGGUUGGCCACGCCUGAAACACGCCCUAGUCCUGAUAUCCGGGACGUCGUCUACUACUACGGUCUGCAGCAGGUCAACACCGAAACCGCCUGGGACCAGGUCUGGAAACUGUAUCUGGCCGAGGCAGAUGCACAGGAGAAGUUGAGACUUAUGAACGCCUUGGCUGCCGUGAAGGAGCCAUGGCUGUUGCAGCGCCUCAUCAAUCUGGCCUCGGACGAGAGCAACGUCCGUCGCCAGGACUAUUUCACGCUUCUGGGCUACAUUUCGGCCAAUCCCGUGGGACAGAGCCUUGUCUGGGACUAUGUGCGCGAGCAGUGGGAGCAGCUGGUGGCGCGCUUUGGCAUCAACGAACGCACAUUGGGUCGCCUGAUUCCAACAAUCACGGCGCGCUUCUACACUCAAACCAAGCUGGAAGAGAUGCAGAACUUCUUCGUGAAGUAUCCAGAAGCAGGAGCUGGAACGGCGGCCCGCCAACAGGCCCUGGAAACGGUCAAGGCCAACAUCAAGUGGCUGUCACUGAACAAGGCCCAAGUGGGCGAGUGGUUGGCCAACUAUGCGGAACAGUCCACGGUUACCAAUAGCAUCAAUUGAUUCGCACUGCUUUAGCCCCCUGUAAAAUACAAUAAUGUAAAAACUACCAAUGGAAUUGAACAUAGUCUUACUCGUAGCUAACUAAAGCAGCAAGUGCUUUUCAAAUGUGAAUGAAGAAUUGUGAAUACGUAUGAUAUUUUGAAGAAAAC